CCUUAGGUUAGAUAAGUAUCUUAAAUCUGAGAGCAUUUAUAUCAUUAAGGUUACUAAUAACCUUCCAGAUUUGUUUCUCUCAUGUCCCGUAAGUAUGUAAUGCCCUCGGAGUUAAAACUCAAUUAUGAAUUAAGAAAAAGGAAGGUUAGUGUAGCAUUCAAAGACGUCAUGAACUAAUAUCCUAAAUAAUUAAACGGAAAAUGCAAUCUUUUAUUAUUCAUAAUACGUGCCUGGUCUCACACUCAAUGUGGAAUUAUACCCCCUUACUCCUUAAAAUCCGGUGUUGUAAUACCUACCUUGUAGUUUCGAUCUAACAUACGUUGGCACCACAAUUGUUAGCACAGGUGCGCCAGUUAUUCUGGUACCUUCCACUAUAUAAUCAUACCAGCAUCCCAUCCAUCAACCAAUAUUAGGGGAUCGCACAUCUCAUUGAAUUAUACUCGCCAAACCCAGCAUCACUCCUACCUUUCUUUCACUAUAAAUUUUUCAUCCCUUAAUCAUUCAGAAUGGCGCGCAAGAACCACUCCUUCCACCUUGCCGAACGACCUGAGGGCGAUAUCAUCCCGGGACGAACUUUCAAGUAUGUAGAGACCGAUGCACCUACCGCGGACCAGCUCGAGGAUGGCCAGGCCCUCGUAGAAACUCUCUACUUGUCUCUGGAUCCCGCUAUGCGCUCCAUGCUGCAUGACUUCCGGUCUUAUACGCCACCUGUUGCCAUUGGGGAGAUAAUGCGUGGAGGCAUUGUUGGCAGGGUUCUCGCAAGCAAGAGCUCCAAGGCGAAAGCAGGCGAUUUGGUCUCCAGUUUUGCGGGAUGGACCGAGGUUAUCAUCCUAGACGAUGCAAAAUUUGAGGUACUCAACUUGCCAGCCGGCACUAAGGUCACUGAUGCGCUAGGAGGGCUUGGCUUAACUGGGUUAACAGCCUACUUUGGAAUUACAAAAAUCGGCCAACCCAAGCCAGGAGACACUGUUGUUGUUUCGGGAGCUGCAGGCGCGACAGGUUCUGUUGCCGGUCAAAUUGCUAAGAUCUUGGGUGCUCGAGUGGUCGGCAUCGCCGGCUCGGAUGAGAAGUGUAGGAUCUUAACAGAGGAACUCGGCUUCGACGUCGCGCUCAACUACAAGUCGCCGACGUUCCGCGAGGACUUCAUCAAAGCUACGCCCAAGUUUAUCGAUGUCUACUUUGACAACGUGGGCGGCGAGAUUCUCGAAAUGGCACUUGACCAAGCCGCGGUGCACUCGCGUUUCAUAAUGUGCGGCAGCAUCAGCGGCUACAACAAGCUCGGCCAAGGACCCGGAGGUCUUCCAGAUAUAACUGGCAUUCGAAAUCUCCUCCAGGUGACCGUCCAGCGUAUCCGUAUGGAAGGCUUCAUCGUCAUAGACUACAUAAGUGAGUUCAAAGAGGCACAACAGCAACUAGCGCAGUGGAUGGUCGAGGGCAAGGUCAAGACCAAGGAGACUAUUGUCAAGGGCGGUCUUAAAGUGGCGGAGACUGCGAUAGGCGAGUUGUUCACUGGUGGGAAUACUGGGAAGCUGAUCGUGGAGGUUAAGCCAUAUGAAGAGGUGAGUGGUUUCUAGAAUUUGGCCAUGGGGGCUUUACUAAUGAGAAAUAGUAAUCAGGGAAAAUGAAACUUGUGAAUGAAGUAUGCAGUUUAUAUUUCUCUAGCUUUAUUAUCCAGAGAAUGAAUUAUUUAAAUAUCUAAUUAUGCUUUAUCCAAUGAAGAAAAACAUCAAUCCAAAGAGCAAAAUGCCUUCUUUUUCAUGUACAUGCCUAUGCUCGAUUAUAUUUCGACUAAUAGGGGGACAACGCAUGACUCUAAUUAUCUAACCCUAGAUAUUUGUUUAGCGUUACUAUGUCGUAUAACAGGUACCUUAGGUAGUUAACUGUAUGAAAAAAAAUAUUACUGA
This is a messenger RNA of Daldinia loculata, 1904 nucleotides long. Its product is annotated as NAD(P)-binding protein. The coding region runs from base 507 to 1574 and encodes 355 amino acids. The record is from RefSeq and is a predicted model, not a curated record. Lineage: Eukaryota; Fungi; Ascomycota; Sordariomycetes; Xylariales; Hypoxylaceae. The transcript is spliced from 4 exons. Gene Ontology annotation, molecular function: oxidoreductase activity, acting on the CH-CH group of donors, NAD or NADP as acceptor.